AGUUUAAAAUCCAGAGCGGAAAUGGAUUAACUUUAGACUUUGUUUAAAAAUAAAUGUUUAAUUUCCACGUGUAAAGCAGAAGGAUAAAAUUACCAUACAUAAACCUUUGAAAACGCUAUAUAGUGAUUUCAAUGUCAAAUGGUUGUCAAACUAACAAGAUUACAUACCUGGGGAGUGGACAGUAAAAAUGUGUACUUUGACCAUUGUAUAAUUAUAUAAUCAGCUAAUAGUGUAUUGGAUUGGUCUAUUUCUUCCGAAAACUUGCAAAUAAACAAAAGUUAAUGGAUUAUUUCAUAUGGCCUAUUCUUACACAUUUUAAUGUCACUCUGACUGACUAUGAAUGCGCAGGUAUAUACAUGAAAACUUGGUUUUAUCUUACAACGUGCAUUGUUUUACACUAAAUGCUGUAUGGAUAUCUAAACGGAGGAUUCAUUAUUGUAAUGUACAUGCAUACUCGGAAUUAUUGAGGAAAACAUGAAUUCCUCAAACACGUUGGACACAAUGGAGGUCGCUAAGCGGCACUUGCAGUUGGGCCGUCGGUCCGAGCCGGCCACGGACGACGAGCUUGUACCUCUUGCCCUGUCUACCGACUCGGACACAAUGGAAGAUCAAACCAUUGAUCAGGCACCAGACACAUUUCAAACACCGCCGUCAUCCCCUCCGCAUGAAAAUGGAUUCCCUAACGGAGACAUUUUAUAUAGGGAAAAGGUUAGAGACAAGGUGAAAGAUGAUCCAGAAACCCGGUGUGGAUAUUGGUCGUGUCGUCCACAGAUUCUCCAGAAGUGCAACAAUCCAAAAUGCCUGCUUCUCUUUUUAUCCUUCUUCUCCAUGGCUCAAGGUUUUGUUGUCAAUGGUAUAAAUAAUGUGAGUACAACAUCAGUCGAAAGAAGAUUUCAGUUGCCAAGCAGUCGGGUCGGAAUGAUUUCAAGUUCUUACGACUUGUCGGCCGCCAUCUUGGGCAUUUUUAUCAGUUUCAUGGGUUCCGGGCGUCAGAAAGCGAAAUGGUUAGCUUGGGGCUGUCUGUCAAUGGCUGUGGGCUCUUUUAUCAUGGCGAUGCCUCAUUUUACGUCAGGGAAAUACGAAUGGGGACAGGAUAUAUCCCUAGCUUGCAGUAAAGAAGAUUCACCGGUUGAUUGUAGUAGUGACUCGGAAUUGCAACACUAUCUGUAUGUUCUGAUUUUGGGGCAGCUACUUCACGGUCUGGGAGGUACGACACUGUACACAGUCGGUGUUUCCCUUAUUGACGACAGUGUUCCGGCCAGUAGUUCACCAAUGUAUAUAGGUAUAUUGUACGCAUUUGCGACGCUAGGACCAGCAAUGGGUUACAUCAUUGGCGGUCAGCUUCUAGAGAUUUAUGUAGAUUUUGAUACAGUGCCUUCGUCAGAUGUCCGAAUCAAGUCCGACGAUCCCCGCUGGGUCGGGGCGUGGUGGAUAGGUUUUAUUAUUGCAUCCAUGUUAUUUAUUGUCGCUGCAGUGCCAAUUUCACUGUUUGGGGCGGAGCUACCCUCUGCAAAGCACGUGCGUGAAACACGUGUAUCUGAGAUGCACGGGGACGACGGGACAAUGAUUUCAUCAGUGUCGUCUGAGGGGAGAAAACUCCGUGACCUAAAAUUCUUACCAAAACAGAUAUUGCAACUUCUGAAAACGCCACCAUUCUUGUUCAUAACUUUAGCAGGUGCUACUGAAGGGAUGAUAACGUCUGGGUUUGCAACAUUUAUGCCAAAGUUUAUACAGAACCAGUUUGGUGUAAGUGCUGGCUGGGCUGCCAUGCUUACGGGGUUCAUGGCUGUACCUGGAGCUGCCGGGGGACAAUUCUUCGGCGGGUAUUUAUGCAAAUGCCUCAAACUAAAGGUGAAAGGAUGUAUUCGUGUUGCAAUCAUAUGCUCUAGUUGUGCAGUGUUGGUAUCGUCUGUCUUGUGGAUCAGGUGUAACCCCGGCAACGUUGCCGGAGUAUCACGAGAAUAUUUAAACAGUACAAACACGGUGCUACCCGAGUUAAUACACACGUGCAAUAAAGAUUGUCGAUGUCAUACGGAAUUGUACGAGCCGGUGUGUGAUUCUAACGGUGUGCAGUAUUUCUCACCAUGCCAUGCCGGAUGUUCCAUAGAAUCAUCAAAUUCUGAGUCAUACAGCUCAUGUUCAUGUACUGCGCCUACGCCAGAGACCAACGUAUCCAUGGUAACCGUUGGAAAAUGCGAGGAUGAUUGUAAGAUGUUAUAUGUGUUCAUGCCAAUGAUAUUUGUAUCAAUAUUUCUGCUCUUUGUACCUUCACCACCAGCCGUGGCUGCCACUCUUAGAUGUAUCCAUGACAGUCACCGGACACUUGGCCUCGGUUUGAAAUGGUUCAUAGUGAGGCUUCUUGGAACUGUUCCAGGUCCAAUCUUGUUCGGUGCAAUUAUUGAUAAUACAUGCGUUAUAUGGCGGGAAAAAUGUGGACAGCGUGCCUCGUGUUGGAUAUACAACAAUGACAAACUAAGCCUUAACUUUUUCAUAUUUGUUGUAUGUUUCAAACUAGUUUCAAUAACAUUUUUUGUGCUGGCUCAUCAGAUGUACAAACCGCCGUCAGAAAAAAAGGUGAAAUAUGUAGUAAGUGAUAGCGAAAACAUAAAUUCUGAUUCUGUGGUAUCAGGCGUAACCAUAGUUACUGAGAGUGACGCUGGAAUUUAAAAAAAAAUAACAUAAAAUGAAUUGGAAAGUCUUUCUUGUGGCGCAAAGUUACACUGCUGUGCGACAUAAUUAAAAGCGUUUCCGCGGAAGCAGAUGUGGUUGUAACAUUGAUCAGGAAACCACAAAACUAACUUUUUUGGAAACAUGCACGUGCCAGAUUGUAAAUCGAUCGUAAGUGUAGGCUAUAUUGAGCACUUUUUGACAUAAGACAUGACGGGCUAAAACUGAAAUGUCAAGCUGUUAAUAUAGAAUGAGCGGAAAUAUAAGAUCCAAAAUAAUGCAGCUGUUUUUAAAGGGAGUAUAUUUUAACCUACUUACAAAAUCCCUACAAAUUGUGAUCCAUAUAAUAUGCAUGUAUGGCAAAGGGCCUAUGCACAUGCAGAUUUAUCAAUGGCACCAUCGACCAAGCUGAAGUUGUAUUCAUUUUUUAAAAAAAGGAGAGGUUAAAUCGAAUUUUAAAUCUGUGUGAGGGGUAUCCCUGCUGUGGGUGGAAAAUUUAUUGCCAAGAAUUCAUUUCGUGCAAUGACAGUUAAUUAUGUUAAUUAAGGAGCCCGCUUCCAGACUUAGCCAAUGUCAGUUUCUUUUCCGAAAUUAGAAAGCAGUACAUUUAUUCAUGUGUUCAUAAAAUCAACUGGACUUGUACUUUUGUAUUAAGCAGACAUCUCUUUUAAACAUUUUUGAGAUCAUGAUCCAUUUCUUGAAUCGUGUCCCUUUCAGAUUGUAGGUUAAACUUUCAUUUUUUUCAUUGCCGAGUGAUGGCCGGCUUAUUUAUCUACUAACACGUAGACCAGUUGUCUAAGUGCACGGCAGGCAUCGCACAGUCAUACAAUAAGUACAUGUACAUUCAAUCUGGCGACCGCAGCCAGUCGGUCAAUUCCAUAAACAAUUUAGCCCGGAGAUAAUAUACAUGUAGCUACUAUUUGGAUUUCACAGGAUAUUUCAAAUUUUAUAAUGACUUUUUGUUGACGGAUUUAAAUAUAAACAUUUAAUAGAGACAUCAACAAUCAAAGCUACUGAUUCCUUAACAAAAACUAUAUAUACUAUACAGAUUACAGAUAACAUAACCUUUAUAAAAUGUUGAUAGCGCUUACAAUUGAAAAGUGGGUAAGUAGUAUACUUGAUACAAUAUAGGGAUACCACACUCUAAAUAUACGUAUAUUUGUGAUGGUUUGUGAUUGGAAUUACUCGCCACAUGAAGUAAACAUUCGCCACCUGUAUUGCCUGGUAAAUAUUCGCCACCUGUAUUGCCUGGUAAAUAUUCGCCACCUGUAUUGCCUGGUAAAUAUUCGCCACCUGUAUUGCCUGGUAAACAUUCGCCACCUGUAUUGCCUGGUAAAUAUUCAAUGUAAAAAUAAUGUUAUAUUACAGUUUAUUUUACAAAAAGCGACCAUUACACAAGUAAUUUUUUGUUGGUAUAGUUGUCCAAAAUUUCUUAUAGUAUGAAAAAAACUUUCAACAUUGACACUUUUUAACAAAAUACUAUUUUUAAAAAAAAAGUCAGGAAAAAAUACCAAAAAUCUGUGAAUGAGUGGCUUAAAAUCCGGUUAACCUAAGUAUCUUGAUUUAGUUGCAAAUCAAAUGCCAGCAGCAUUUCUUAAUUUAACUGUGAUAUAUGUUUUUGCACAUUUUACGUUCGCUGUUAUGUGAUAUAUUUUCUUCUAGAGAGAGAUUAUAUUUUGUAAUAAAAUUUCUAUAUUAUUUGUAAAGUGAAGAGAGACAUUUGAAAUAAAUAAUAAUUAUGUAAA
Messenger RNA from Mercenaria mercenaria, 4412 nucleotides. Its product is annotated as solute carrier organic anion transporter family member 4C1-like. Gene Ontology annotation, molecular function: protein binding. Gene Ontology annotation, biological process: sodium-independent organic anion transport; transmembrane transport. Gene Ontology annotation, cellular component: membrane. The transcript has 14 exons. Bases 475 to 2667 code for a protein of 730 amino acids. The record is from RefSeq and is a predicted model, not a curated record. Lineage: Eukaryota; Metazoa; Mollusca; Bivalvia; Venerida; Veneridae.